CAUAUACCUAUGUAUCUUCUGUACUACCUACCACCUACCCACCUGCUAACCCAUUUUCUGUAAUUCACCAUUCGACAUCGUGCCUUUGGUUUUUUGUCUGCUGCUGCUUUCGAAUUCUGUUUCUUUAUUGAACCGAUUCUCGUUUGACAUUUCGAAUUUUCUCCAAUUGCUGAAUCCACGCGCGCCCUGGCAUGGAAUUGCCGGCAUGCUACCCUUUGUGGUGCAGAAUGCCACCAAAACUCUCCGGCUGAGCAUCUGCUUCUCGUCACAAGCCCCCUCCAUCACAUCAACCACAACCGCCACAGCAGGCCGGAGACCUCGACCGCGCGCUAUCCAUGGGUUACGCAUUGACCAGAGUGGCCUUGGGCGCCCCAAGAACCAGAGAUACACACACACAACCGCAAAGUGGAGGCCUGUACAGGCCCUUGACGAAUGGGUAGCGAAAGAGGCACGGCCGAUAAGCUUGCGACAGCUGAUGGUUUUCGGGCGGUCUUUGACGGAAGCAAGACUCAUCAGCUCAGCCAACUAUGUACGAACCGAACUUCCCACAAGAAUCGCCCACCGCAUCCGUGAUAUGCAACGCCUUCCCUACGUGGUUGUGACGAACCGACACAUAAGCGAUGUUUACGAACUAUAUUAUACAGCCUUUGACACCUUCCGGCGUGUCAAGGAAAUCAAAACUCUAGAGGACAAUGAUAAGCUCUGCUCUAUUAUUGCAGGCAUGCUGCGUGCCCAUCUGAGUGUGAUCCCCAAGCUGGCCAUGGGUAUUCUGGAGUGUAACGGACUCAUGCCCGCAGCCGAUCUUGAUCGCUUCAUGAACACUAUCUUACGAUCGCGAAUCUCCCGGCGUGUCAUAGCUGAACAACACCUUGCAUUGACCGAAACAUUCAACUCAGACUGGUUCUCACCAGGUGCCAAGCUCUCUGAAUCCGAGUUCAUUGGGGAAGUGUUUCUCAAAUGCGUGGCCCGAGAUGUCGUCGAGCGUUGCGGACGGGCCGUCCAAAAAUUAGUACGCUCAGCCUACGGGGCCGAUGCUGCGAUUCCCGAGAUUCGCAUCGACGGAGAUCUGGAAGUUAGUUUUCCUUACAUUCUGAGCCACCUCGAGUUCAUCAUCGGAGAGCUGCUGCGCAAUUCGGUGCAGGCGGUAGCUGAGCACCACAGCAAGAAGCCCAACAAGAACGGCGAGAAACCCCCGCCCAUCGAGGUGACGCUCUGCGAGGCCCAGCAACACGUCAUAAUCCGAAUCUCGGACCGCGGCGGUGGAAUCUCGCGAGACACGCUCCCACACCUCUGGUCCUUCGGAAAGGGGCCCUCGACGCCUCAGCGCCUAGAGAGUCUAGGCCAGGUUCCCUUAAUGGCGGCAACGCUCCAGGAACUCCGCAUUGACGGCAACUUCUCCGACCUGCAAAACAUGUUCCCCGACAGACAUGCCCCCACGGACCCAAGCUCCUAUAACUCCGAGUGCCACAACGGCUCGCUGACGACGCUCUCCGGACGGCCGCCAAACCUGCAUCUCGGCAUAAGCCUGCCGCUAAGCCGCGUAUACGCCGAAUACUGGGCCGGCAGUCUAGAGCUGCAUAGCUUAGAGGGCUACGGCGUCGACGCUUUCUUGCAGAUUUCAAAACUCGGCAACAAAAACGAACAACUAGCUACAAGAGCCGCCAUGGAUGCUGUCUAGUCGUAGACGGACAUAUUCCUCUGUAAACGCUAAAUAUAUAUAAACUUAGUCCAAGCACAGCUUGAGCCAUGAAAUAACUAGGGCGGAAAUGAGAGCAAUGCAUAUAUAUAUACCCCCUUAUUGAUAGAAGCUUGAACGCCUUCAACUGUCAGAAUCAAAUGAUCUUUCAGUUCUCUCUUUAGACGAUAUACGCCAGAAUCAUAACAUUUAUCACGCA
This is a messenger RNA of Xylaria bambusicola, 1895 nucleotides long. RefSeq names its product branched-chain alpha-ketoacid dehydrogenase. Gene Ontology annotation, biological process: regulation of glucose metabolic process; protein phosphorylation. The record is from RefSeq and is a predicted model, not a curated record. Gene Ontology annotation, cellular component: mitochondrion. The transcript has 4 exons. Lineage: Eukaryota; Fungi; Ascomycota; Sordariomycetes; Xylariales; Xylariaceae. Gene Ontology annotation, molecular function: pyruvate dehydrogenase (acetyl-transferring) kinase activity. The coding region runs from base 206 to 1678 and encodes 490 amino acids.